Molecule: messenger RNA, 390 nt
Organism: Batrachochytrium dendrobatidis JAM81
Lineage: Eukaryota; Fungi; Chytridiomycota; Chytridiomycetes; Rhizophydiales
Exons: 2
Biological process (GO): proteasome-mediated ubiquitin-dependent protein catabolic process; negative regulation of gluconeogenesis; protein targeting to vacuole
Cellular component (GO): GID complex
Source: RefSeq, a predicted model, not a curated record
GUGGACUUCAAGUCAUCGUUUUUGUGCGGAUACCUCCAUAUCAAAGGACUGACAGACGACUGGCCAGACUUGUGCACAUUCUUUGACGCUGAAAUCAUUGGGCCUCGGUAUUCGUUUCUUACUAGAAAAUGGGAUGCGAAUGAGAAUAUUGAUCGUCAGCAUUGGAUAAAGUUUCCUGCAUUCAAGCCAUUUGAAAAGAUAUUCAACGAUGAUGGAUUUAGUCAUGAUUUUAACCAUGAUGAUCACAUCUUCAUGAGAUGGAAAGAACACUUUUUAGUCCCAGAUCAUCGCAUCAAGUCCAUUUCAGGAGCGUCAUUUGCAGGCUUCUACUAUAUCUGUUUCCAAAAAUCGACACGGACGAUUACAGGGUUAUACUUUCAUCAACACUCG